AUGUCAACUCGUACAACUGCUGGCGGUAUUGGCUUUGCUGUUAUGCAAAAGCAAGCAUCAAAAUUUAAUGCUGAAGAAGCAGAGGGCUUAUUGGAAUGGAUCAAGAAGAUAAGCGGCGAAAAUAUUUCUACUCAAGGAACACCUGAGAAUUUUGCUAAAUUAUUAAAAGAUGGAACACUUCUUUGCAAAUUAGCAAAUGGUAUUGAGCCUAAUGCUAUAAAAAAAAUUCAAAAACCAAUUUCAAAUUUUGCUUGCAUGGAAAAUAUUAAUGCAUUCGUUGCUUGGGCUAAAACGAUGGGUGUUCCAACUGAGGAAACUUUCCAAUCAGUUGACCUUUUCGAAGGUCGCGAUCUAUUUUCCGUUUGUGUCACAUUAUUGUCGCUUGGCCGAAAAUUGCAGCAAGCUGGCAAGUCGAAUCCAUUCUCCGGUUGA
Brugia pahangi is the source of this 432-nucleotide messenger RNA. The record is from the annotation of a GenBank genome assembly. NCBI's taxonomy places the organism in Eukaryota, Metazoa, Nematoda, Chromadorea, Rhabditida, Onchocercidae.